AUGGAGGAGAAACGGAGUCAAGAAUAUAAAACUGCAUCAGAGAAACACUAUCAACCAUUCAUCCAGUGUAUCGACAAGUGGAUUCAAUCGUCCGUGGAUUAUCAAGACUACAGAAUGUUUCGUCAUUUGGUGCAUCUCUGCCUUUUUCUGUCAGUAUGCCGGAUCAGCUCAGUGAUGAGCUGCAGAUGGAUCAAACGUAAGUUUCAGCACCAUCAUGGAGUGUCUCUAGAUCUGAUUGGAAAUAUGGGUGAGAAAAUCACUGAGAACCAGGCACACAUAAAUCCCAUCCCAUAUGAAAUGAUCAACAAUCACAGAAGUGCAGAGCCAGAAAAACAGAUCCUGUUCGCUAUUCAGAUUCUGGUAGAGAUCACUGGCCUUUUUGAAGAUGCUGAAGAUGCCCCUUGGGAUGAUAAAAAGAUGGAGGAUUUCUUAAAUGUCGUCCAUGAGGAGAUUAAUGGGCUACGCUCAUGUGGUGAUUUCAAAAUUAAGAGGAACAAAAAGCUGCAUCUGUAUUUUGAAAGACUGAUACGUAUGACACAACUGAAGACGGAGAAUGUGGGUAAAAGCUGGGAGAUUGUCAGGAAACGGGUCAUAAGCCUCAUGAACCAGCUGGAGUUCUUCUCUUUCCACACUCAUCCUUAACAACUGGAGGUUAAACACCGAG
This is a messenger RNA of Myxocyprinus asiaticus (Chinese sucker), 664 nucleotides long. RefSeq names its product interferon a3-like. Gene Ontology annotation, molecular function: cytokine receptor binding. Gene Ontology annotation, cellular component: extracellular region. The record is from RefSeq and is a predicted model, not a curated record. Bases 1 to 642 code for a protein of 213 amino acids. NCBI's taxonomy places the organism in Eukaryota, Metazoa, Chordata, Actinopteri, Cypriniformes, Catostomidae. The transcript has 5 exons. Gene Ontology annotation, biological process: response to exogenous dsRNA; defense response.